This is a messenger RNA of Heterobilharzia americana, 1950 nucleotides long. The record is from the annotation of a GenBank genome assembly. NCBI's taxonomy places the organism in Eukaryota, Metazoa, Platyhelminthes, Trematoda, Strigeidida, Schistosomatidae.
GCUCAAACCGCGGUGUACGAAGCUUGUUUUACAGUUCUCGUUCGAAGCCUUUUCAUGUAACUGUUCGCUGCUGUUUACCACUGGCCGCACCUGUAAUUGCAUACUGAUUACCCAUUUCCUCUGUCAUCGAAAGCUGAGAAUUUUUUUUCUGUGAAAAAGACAGACAGUUCAAAAUAUAAUCUGGAAUCUAAGUGUGUAUCCCUUCAAGUUGUUUCACUUCACAGUAGUAUACAAAGAACAAAUGGAUAGAAAAAGAUUGGUAUCAAAGUAGAUGAAGUUGUGUAAAAGAAUAAGCGAUUUGAAAAUAACGAUUCUCAUACUAGUCUAGCAGACUACCACUAACUAGCUUAAAUACGCUUACUAUCCAUUGUUUUCUGGAAAACAAAACACCUUCAAGUUUCAUGAAAAUUCACCUGUAAACGAAAAGUCAGAUAAAUGUGGGACAUAUACUGAGUGAUUUAUUGUUCAAUGAAGCUGCUUACCACUGUGAUUCGUGGGAAUCAUUUUCUGUCACUGUUUUUAAAUGGCGCUACAAGUUUUUUGUCAUAAUCUAUAUGAUUAUGGGGGUUCUUUUUGUCAACCUCUACUUGUCAAACUCUUCAAGUCGAGUUGUUUACACUCACCCUAAUGAAUUGUUUGACAAAGAAUGUCUUUUAAUGAAAACUGAAGUCUGUUGUCCUAAUAAGGGUGAUUUGGACCUCUCUAAGUUUGAUUCCAUUGCUCCUAAAGACUUUUUGAACAUUAUAAACGCUACUCAAGGUGUUUGUGAAGGAAGUUGGAAACCAAAAUGCUUUUCUUCUCAAAAGAUAGCUGUCAUUAUACCCUACAGGGAAAGGGAAAAACAUUUGAAAUUACUGUUACCAAGACUUCAUACCCUUUUACUACGACAAAAUAUGCCAUAUUACAUCUUUGUAGUUGAGCAGGCUGGUACAACACCCUUUAAUCGUGGACUCAUGCUUAAUGUUGGAGUAUUACAUGCAUUAGAUAUUGAUCCGACUAUAAAUUGUUUUAUCUUCCAUGAUGUUGAUUUACUGCCUGAAAAUGCUGAAAAUCUUUACAUCUGUGAUACAGAAUUAAGACAUUUAUCACCUGCUAUCGAUGAUUUCCGUUAUCAUCCACCAUUUAUAAACUAUGCUGGCGGUGUUGCUGCAAUGUCUAAGGAGAAUAUAUUCAAGAUAAACGGUUUUCCAACACGUCAUUGGGGUUGGGGUAGUGAAGAUGAUGAAUUUUCAGCACGUGGUCUAAUAUUCAAUUUAAAAUUAACUCGACCACCUGGUUAUAUUGGUCGAUAUAAAGCACCAAGACAUAAAAAAGGUUCAAUAUCUUUUGGACAUCAAAAUUCAUUUUUACAAUUUCGUAAUUAUCUUCAUGAUGGUUUAACAAUAUUAACAAAUAGUUUUUAUUAUAAUAAAUGGAAAUUACAAUCAUUACAAUAUCAAGCAUAUAAUAAAUUUAUAAUGAAUAAAUCAGAAAAAUUUAAAAUUCCCACCUUUUUAAAUGAAUGUACGCGCCAAAAUAUUUUAUAUCAUUUAAACAUUGAUAUGAAUUCUAUUGAAAUUGUAAAUAAUUUUAAUGAAAUCUCUUCGUAUAAUAUUGAAUUAUUGAAUUAUUUUGCUCGUCAAGAUCUUUAUAUUCAUUUCAUAUUUGAUCCUAUAGAAUUUUAUAAUCAGAGUAAUUUAUUAUUACAACCAAAAGGUGAUUAUUUAAAAGAAUCUAUAUGGUGGUUUCUUCAUUUCUAUGGAUGGAUAUAAAGCGCACUUGUUCAAGAGAAAGGGAAGAUUACCUUUUUGUAUAAGAAUUUCAUGAGUAUUUUACUGUUUUUUUUUUCUAUCGGUGCCAGGUAGCUUUCUAUAUCUGGUUUUUUUUUCUUUUUUUUGGUGACUAUUUUUAAAAAUGUAUAUUUUCCAAGUUAUACUUAAUAGUAAAAUGAUAGAGAAAAUGUUGUGGUGG